AAAAUUUAUAAAUUUUAAAAUGGAAUUUCCAAAUUUCGGUAAACAAUGCACCCAUAAAGAUUGCAAACAAUUAGAUUUUUUACCCGUUGAAUGCGAUCAUUGUCGAGCUCUGUUUUGUAAAGACCAUUCAAGAGUUGACAGUCAUCAAUGUGUUCCAGUUGAAAAUGUUGAUAAUUCUGGAAAAAAACUGGAAACCGUUUGGUUUAAAUGUACACUUGAGAAUUGUAUCACAAGAAAUCCAUGUGAAAUGUUGUGUCCAAAAUGUAGUAAACAUUACUGUCUGGCUCAUAGACAUCAUGGGUGUCUUGAUGAACUUCCUGGAAAAGAGGUUAGAAAAGUUUUGAGAGAAGCAGCUAAAAAGUCUAAAGAACAAUUUGCAAUUGUUAAGGAAGAAGCUGAUAAAAAAAUCGAAGCUAGUUUAAGACAAGCAGAGUUGCAACCGGAAAAAAGACGUAUGGCUCAACAAAUCCGUCUAAUGAAACUUAAAGGAAAAGCUCUGGGUGAUAAUAAAAUACCAAUCAAUGAUAGGGUUUAUUUUACCAUUCACUCACCAAUGAAAGACAACAAUGCUAUUUCAGUUGUACCUUUAUUUACUAGUAAAACAUGGACAGUUGGUCGAACUAUAGAUUUAUUUGCUGUUCGUUUGAAAAUAGAAAAUCGAAAUGAUAAAAGUAAUACACCUAAAUUACGUUUAUUCAAAUUAGAAGAUGGUGAACACUUAUCAAAUCAAAUGGAUCGUGUAAUUGGUCGUAUGGUAACUGAUGGACUAUUAUUUAAUGGUGAUUCUUUAAUUCUUCAUUAUGUAGACACUUCAAAAAAUCCUGUUGAAAUAGAACCUGAUAUUUUAGUGAAGUACAAACUAUCCAGUGUUUAAAAAAAGAUUAUUUUUUAAUAUAUAUAUAUAUAUAUAUUCUAA
Messenger RNA from Sipha flava (yellow sugarcane aphid), 916 nucleotides. RefSeq names its product AN1-type zinc finger protein 1-like. Gene Ontology annotation, cellular component: cytoplasm. Gene Ontology annotation, molecular function: zinc ion binding. The transcript is spliced from 3 exons. The record is from RefSeq and is a predicted model, not a curated record. NCBI's taxonomy places the organism in Eukaryota, Metazoa, Arthropoda, Insecta, Hemiptera, Aphididae. The coding region runs from base 20 to 874 and encodes 284 amino acids.